Molecule: messenger RNA, 3995 nt
Organism: Fukomys damarensis (Damara mole-rat)
Lineage: Eukaryota; Metazoa; Chordata; Mammalia; Rodentia; Bathyergidae
Gene: Efcab7
Product: EF-hand calcium binding domain 7
Exons: 14
Coding region: 335-2221 (628 amino acids)
Molecular function (GO): calcium ion binding
Source: RefSeq, a predicted model, not a curated record
CCCUCGGGACGAAGGGCCCGGCGGCGUAAAUGCGGACAGAGGCGUGGAACUAGUGGAGGCCUAGAGCCGCAUUCCUUCCCUGCCGGACGCAGCACAUGGCCCCGUCAAAUUUUUGGUUAUAGAAGCCCGGGACAGAGGAGCAACAAAAACAUGUGUGUCCGCUGUGACUCAGUGGCUCCCUAGGUUUCUAGCCGGACCCUUUGGGGAAGUGCUCCGCAUCUUACCUCCGGCGGGGGAGGGCGGUUGCCAUGGUAACCCGUGGCCGGCGGGCGGCAGUUCGACUGCGGAGAGACCGGAGAAACCGAGAGCGGCGCGUCCUCGCAGGUGACCCGGAAUGACCACCCAUCCAGGAAGCGAUGUCACUUUUACCAGUCAGAAAUCAAUGCCUUCAGAGAACCUUCGAAGAAAGAAACUUCCACCAACUGAAGAAGAGGUAUUUUACAUGAAUUGCAGAGCUGCCUACUUAACCGUCUUCAAAAGCAGCUUAGAAAACAUUAUUUCUAAAGAUCAACUUUACCUAGCUCUUCAGCAUGCAGGAAGAAAUCCAUCCCAGAAAACUAUUAAUAAGUAUUGGACUCCUCAAACUGCCAAACUGAAUUUUGACGAUUUUUGUGUAAUUUUAAGGAAGGAAAAACCUAUUUCAAAAGCAGAACUGCUAAAAGCAUUUAAGCAGUUAGAUGUAAAUGAUGACGGCUGUAUUUCACACACCGACCUUCAUAAAUUUCUAACAAAGAGAGGUGAGAAGAUGACUCCAGAAGAAGUUAAUAGUGUAAUAAAUUUGCCUGAUGUAAAUGUUGAUGGCAAAUUUGACUACAUUAAGUUUUGUAAAUUAUAUAUGACAACCAGCGGGCAGUGUCUCAAGACUGCACUAGAAAAGCUAGAGGCUGACAGUAAACUGAGGCGUCAACAGUUUGGAAGCCAAAUGGAAGUGCUCUCCGAGGGGGACUCGUCGUCAGUACCAAAACCGUCACCUGGAAUCACAAGGAAAAGUGAUCAGGAAGCGUUCUCAAAUAAAGGUGAUACCAGGGAUUCUUUACUGUCAACCGCGAGAAAGUUUAAAGCAUCCGUUUCCUGCACAAUUUCCAUGGCUGCUAACAGUAACCAAAACUCAAAGUUAACUGAGCCAAAUCUAAAGGACUGGCUGUGUGUGCGGUCAAGAGGCUGCUUCUUCUUGGAGGACGGCGGCGAGGUCGUGAGUCACCAGUACAGGACGCACAUAGCCCAGCGGUCCGCAGUGCACCUGACCAUUAAGCCGCUGAACCUGAGUCAUGUCGAAGGAAAACCAUCCCCUUGGUUGUCAGUUGAUACUGUCUUGUACAUUCUUAAGGAAAAUGAGACCCAAGCAAAUCUACAGCUCAUAUGUUGCACUGAACUACGAAACAGAGAAGUGUUUGGCUGGACUGGUGAACUAGGGCCUGGAGUGUACUGGCUAAUUCCUUCCACCACUGGCUGUAGGCUGAGGAAAGAAAGCAUGCCAGUAACAGAAGAAGCCCAGCUUGUCUACAGAGAUGACACUGGGCGGCUGUUUCUUACAAAGGACUUUAGGGUGGCUCUGUCAGAUAUAUUCGAAGUGAUCGACUUGGAUGGAAACGGCCUUCUCAGCUUGGAAGAGUACAAUUUUUUCGAACUGAGAACCAGCGGUGAGAAGUGUGACGAAGAGGCAUGGGCGCUCUGCAAAGAGAAUUUUGAUACAAAGAAGAAUGAACUGACAAGACAGGGGUUCAUGGACUUGAAUCUCAUGGAAGCCAGCGACCGGGAAGGGGACCCUCGUGACCUCUGGGUGACGCUGCACGCCAUGGGCUACGACACAGCUCUGGAGCUGACACAGGCAUGUCCGUUUGUCAUAGAUCUCUAUGCAGAGAGGUGCAAGCCCAGGAUGAAGGCUGUCAGGAUGGAGGCCAGCAGUGGGCAGCUUGAGAAGGCCACUUGCCAGUCUGUCCUGCACCAGGGCCAGGCCAGGGCCAUGGAUGGCUAUGAAGACAUCACCAUCUACACCCGUAGUUGUGACUUCCGGAUAACGUCAGUCAUCGAUAAUAAGUCAGAUAAUAAGGUGAUUAUUCAUGUCAACAAUGAGCUGAGUAAGAACUGCGUCAACAGCAGAGGACUUAACAUAUUUGCAGUAGAAGUGGCACCACAGUCUACCAUGGUUUGUCAACAUGUAAUGCCUCUGAAUGAACGACAGGAAUGGAUGCAUCAUUGUGUAUAUUCCCUCAUAUCUUAACUGAUUCCAUGUGGAGCUGUCAUGCUAAGAAGUACUGCUUUAGGUUUGUUGUUACUUAUUUAUUAAGUAUGUAUUACUCACUUUAGCUGGUAUACCUUUUUUUUUCCUGGUACCAGGGAUUGAACUCAGGACCUUGCACUUGCGAGGCAGGUACGGCGCCACUGUGCUGAAUCCCUAGCCCUAAAUGGUAUACCUUAUUAAUAAUCUAAUUUAUAUGUAUUUACAUUUACAUGUUAUAUACUUUGUGUAUGAUAAAAGUAUAAAUAAUGUUUUCAAUGUGUGUUCUUAUUUUUGUUUGUUUGCUGUGGACUGCUUUUAGUUAACUGUUUUGAAAUAAUGGGAUUUGAGUCUAUGUAACAUUAAGUGAAACAAUAUGGUAUGGAAAAUAAUAUUAAGCAAUUAGGAACCACAUGGCAGUAAUACAACAGUGGACAGUAAAUGUCACCUUCUGAAAUAUGAAUACCAUAUGACAGAUACUAUUUUUGUACCCAGUUCAAGGUGGCACAUUUUUUAAGAGUCAUUGGAUUUGGGGCCCCUGAUUCAGAUUUCUGUAAAAUGGGUUGCCGUAAUCUCACAGAACUCUUCAGGUAAUAUAUCUUAAAAAGUAGGAGUGGAAUAUGAAAAUAUUAACUGCCAAAUUCUUUAUAAAUCCCAAAGAUGUGGCUACGUAUUCUGUUUUGCCAGGUACUGAGUUAUGGGAAAAGCAUACAAAGUUAUCUUUGCCCAGGCUGUAAAGGACAUUUUAGUCUGGUGACAGGGACACAGGGACUGGGGUGUGGCAGCUUCGCCCAUACUCCUGUCACCCCUUAGAUGAUCCAAGCCGCUCCUGUGCUUUCUCCAUUGCUCACAAGCUUGACAGUGUCAUCUCUGCUAGUCGAAAAGACAAAGAUAUUUUGUUCUAAGAAAAUGAAGACCCACGGGACUCUAACACAUAAUGAACAGCAGCUAGACCACAGUUUUGGACCUAUAGAUCAUUACUUCUUACCGAUUGCUUCAAUACUGUGGUAGUGGAGUAUUUCACAAAAAUUCAAGUGCUCAGAUACUUGACUCAUAGAUUUUAGGGAUUCUUAACCAAAGAUAGCUGCUUAGCGUAUCAAAUGUUUUCUUUCAAUUCAAGAGGCACCUCCCUGUUUCCAGCGGCUCCCCACAGAUGUGGCUGCCAGGCGCAGCACUGGCGUGGCUCCUAUGAGGACCCAGCCUUGAGCCCCAGCACCACUAGCUGAAUAACUAAAUAAAGUACAUAAAGUAAGAAUAUUACAUAGAAAGGUUAAGGAUCCAGCCCAGUAGAAAGAGGCCCGCUGCCCCAGACCUUUCCUGUGCCCUGGCUUCCCCCCCGCCUGUGCCCACAGUGUCCCACAAGCUCACCCUGGCACCAGUUGCUUUCCUCUGUUGCUGUGCACAUUGCUUUUCUGCCCCUUUCUUGGCUCCCGGUCUGUUUGCAGUUAAUUCAAACAGUAGCUGUUCCCUCCCGGGUGGUCAGUAGCACCCUGUUCUGCUGCACGUUGAGAGUCAGGUCUUGUCCCCAGUUUCUGGGACACUGUAUUCUUCAGAUCUUCCUCUGGCCGCUGACUGUUCCUUUGUAGGUUUCCCUGCACCCGUACUUCUGUAGCCUCCCACUUCUGCCCCGCCAGCCCUUUGUAAAGCACCCUUACUGUUCAAUUUCAUUAAUCCAGAAUUUUUCAUUUCAUUAAAAGAUUAAAACAUAACAUGUUUAACAGAUUAAAACCCAGUAGAAUUAAUUUUUUAUUAAUUAUCUAAUAGGCAGUUUUAAAUA